Coregonus clupeaformis (lake whitefish) is the source of this 3423-nucleotide messenger RNA. RefSeq names its product podocalyxin. Lineage: Eukaryota; Metazoa; Chordata; Actinopteri; Salmoniformes; Salmonidae. Gene Ontology annotation, cellular component: microvillus membrane; apical plasma membrane. The coding region runs from base 792 to 2348 and encodes 518 amino acids. The transcript has 8 exons. The record is from RefSeq and is a predicted model, not a curated record. Gene Ontology annotation, biological process: positive regulation of cell-cell adhesion mediated by integrin; cell migration; negative regulation of cell-cell adhesion.
ACCUGCUGGUUAUAUGCCACUUUCCCAAGCAAAUUAAUAUAUUAUUGUUGGCUAAUAUGGUGAAUGAAUGGAGGUCUAUAGAUCUGAAUGAUUUAGGAAACAUGUAUUACCAUGUGGUGUGUCUGAAUGAAGCAGCAUGCUAAGAGUCGCUCAUGGUAUUUUAAUGAACUGAAUUGGAUGACUUAAUGCAAAAAACUCAAGCAAGUGUCCUUGUAAUUUCCCCUCAAACCGACGUCAGUUAUUUAUUUUAUCAUUGACCAUUUUUGGAAUAAGGCAAACUGAAGGAACAUAGUCUUCGGGAGUCGUUUCCCUUGUUAUUCAAAGUGUUGGUCAGUUUGAGAGUCCACCCAAAAACGCAUUCUAUUGGAUCUUCCCUGGCCUCGCAUGACAAGCUGGAAUGGGCAGUGCCAUGGGCCUGUGAGUAACAGCUGAACACUUGUAAAGAAGACUGGGAUCUGGACUGGCCACGGGGCUUGCGCUUUGAGAGCACAAUACGUCUUCAAGCCACUCCGGGAGAGGGAGCCUGCAACAACGCUACACAAUCAGCGCAGCCAAGGAGACUGGAGAAAAACUUUCCCCCAAAUUCCCGACUCAGAGAGGGGAAGAAGCGCCAAACAAAAGCAUUCUUAGCUUUCAGCAAAACAAUAACUUUGGGAAAAUCAUUUACUUCAAAUACAAAUUCAAAGAGAUAGGCGUAACGGAACGGGGUCUCCAGCAAGAAUCCGCUACUUUUAUUCAACAUUCUGAUUCUGAAUACCUAAAAAACGGAUUGAGUGCUGCAGCAACACUGAAUGAAACAAAGCUGCUUCAAAAACAGAAUGGAAACGAAAAUGCGAAUCACGUGGGCACUUCUUCCACUUGGUCUUCUACUUCACUGUACUCAUGCUGAUCCAACAGAACCAUCUUCUGCCUCUUCAUUAACCGUGACGACCACCUCCCCAAACACCCCUGUAGCCUCUAACAACACCACAAUCAUGACAGCCGGCGCCGCAGCCACCACCCCACCAGCCCUAAAUGUCCCCAUAACAGCCCCUAAAGACCCCACAACCACGAUAGCCGGCGCCACAGCCACCACCACACCAGCCCCCAAUGUCCCCAUAACAGCCCCUAAAGACCCCACAACCACGAUAGCCGGCGCCACAGCCACCACCACACCAGCCCCCAAUGUUCCCAUAACAGCCCCUAAAGACCCCACAACCACGAUAGCCGGCGCCACAGCCACCACCACACCAGCCCCCAAUGUCUCCAUAACAGCCCCUAAAGACCCCAAAACCACGAUAGCCGGCGCCACAGCCACCACCACACCAGCCCCCAAUGUUCCCAUAACAGCCCCUAAAGACCCCACAACCACGAUAGCCGGCGCCACAGCCACCACCACACCAGCCCCCAAUGUCCCCAUAACAACCCCUAAAGACCCCACAACCACGAUAGCCGGCGCCACAGCCACCACCCCACCAGCCCCCAAUGUCCCCAUAACAGCCCCUAAAGACCCCACAACCACGAUAGCCGGCGCCACAGCCACCACCCCACCAGCCCCCAAUGUCCCCAUAACAGCCCCUAAAGACCCCACAACCACGACUGCCGGGGGAAGCACCCCUAUGGCUGCUGCUGGAACGGGGGCCUCCGGCUCCUCAGGAACCCCCACUCAGACCCCCCCGGACUCCACUGCAGGGUCCUCUCCCUCCCAUCCCCCCAACACAUCCAGCCCUGUGGGUUCAGGAAGCAGUUUUGCUACCGCCACGACCAGCACACAGGGAGGGAUGGUGUCUACAACCACGGCUGAGACUACAACAACAACAACCACAACUCCUCCCAGGAGCUUUACUUUUAGCAUGUCCAAAAGAAAUGUAGAGAAUCAUGAGAGGAAGGACCUGGAGACGCUAUGUCGACAGCUGAUGUCUCAGAUGCACGAUGCUAACUGUACUCUGAAUGUGAGGGAGAACAACGGACACACUACCGUUGAUAGCGUAGUAAUGACCGGCAAAGUGGACAACUCUGUCGUCCAGCAAUACUACGAGGAAAUCACCAGAAAACCAAGUGACAACAUGACCCUGAUUGCCAUCUUGGCGUCCUGCGGAGCUCUGCUGGCCAUGAUUGUAGGCUUUGCCAUCUACGCCUCAUACCACCGCAAGUCCUAUCGGAAGAACCACCAACAACACCUGACAGAGGAGCUGCAGACAGUGGAGACCGGUUACCAUGACAACCCCACGUUGGAGGUGAUGGAGGUGCCACCGGAGAUGCAGGAGAAGAAGGUGGCCCUGAAUGGAGAGUUCAACGACAGCUGGAUUGUCCCCAUCGACAACCUGCUCAAAAUGGACAUGCCAGACGAGGAGGACACUCACCUGUAGAGGGGGCUGGAACAGACAGGGGUGCUACUAUAUUCCCUCGACCAACUGACUCUCCCUUCCCUGCACCGUUACAAGGGCCCUGUUUAGUAGAUAGUUCUAGCUCCAAACUUUGCAGGUAGAAAUGUAUUGUAUAUAGAAUGUAUACAACUUUAAAUAAUGGGAUUUGAGAAUUGCAGAAUUGUGACAGUUCUAUGCAAUGCAUUUCUGCAACACUUUGAAUGUUCCCCAUUGAACCAGCCCCAAGGCAAUGACACACAGACGGCACCUGAUAAACCUGGGGAAAAAAACACCCAGAGGAUGACAAAACAGGUUAUGGAAACCCACGCGGUCUAAACGGGUGUCAGAGUCCCAUCGCUGUGGCCAUGGAAAAGAAACAGGCCAUUUUGUGGAUACUGCACCAAUCACCAUUGUGCCUAGUUUUAGGACAUAUUAAAUAUUUGGGAAUUGUAACUCUAACAUACACAAUCCAAUUUUAAGAGCCAUUUUUGAGUGUUUUUUUUGUUUGAGAUACUUUAUGUACUGCUACAUAGUUAUUGAUUUAAUUGGGAAAAACAAACACUCAAACCACCAAGAUUUUAGGGUGGAGUUCAUGAAGUGAUUAACUAAAAUCUGCAUGUUCUUUAUGCUGUAAUCAAUGUAAUCAUCCAAAAGUGCAUUGAAUUGUACACUUGAGCACCUGUAUAUAGUAUUUUCUUAUAUUUUCAGAGAAAAUGGAGGAAGCUGAAACGUUAUAAACUGUAACACUACAUGCCUUUAUGGUUAAAUCUCAAUAGUAUAGAUUUAGAGAAAAUGACCUCAGGAUUAAGUGUAAUAAUCAUCCUGGUGAAUGAAUUAAACUACUAGUGAAUCUCAGCUCUGAACACUGGUUUAACUGAGCAACGUGAACCACACUAAUGAAACAAUGGUGUCCAUGGAGACACUGCUGAGACGAGAGCUUCUACAGAUAUGAAGGGAAAAUCAACACUGUGUAAAUAGUCGAUUGAAAGUUCUAAAGAUUUUCUGGACAUACAGUGCAUUCGGAAAGUAUUCAGACCCCUUGACUUUUUCCACAUUUUGUUACAUUAAAGCCUUAUUC